Molecule: messenger RNA, 1030 nt
Organism: Botrytis byssoidea
Lineage: Eukaryota; Fungi; Ascomycota; Leotiomycetes; Helotiales; Sclerotiniaceae
Exons: 3
Coding region: 491-1030 (179 amino acids)
Source: RefSeq, a predicted model, not a curated record
AAAGAGAAAGAGAAAGAGAAAGAGAAAGAGAAAGAGAAACAAAGAAAGAACAGAAAUGAAAAGAAAACAAAAAAAUCUCUAUCAUAUGCCAAUCCCAAUAGCUUAUUUAGCCCCUGGGCUGAAUAUAUCCAAUCAAUCCUCCAAUGGACCAGGUUAAAACCCGUUUGCAAUCAGAUCAGGGAAUGCGUUGAGCACAUGCAAAUUCACAUAUCUCAUCUUAUUACUAUAUAUCAACUUCUCUUGGAAAAAAUCCAGACUUGUGGCGCAUCAAACUUUACCCAUAGUUCUUGCUCUUCCAUCACUUAUUAACCUUAGACACCACACAUCUUUCAUUGACCACACAACUUACUUUCAAUCUUCUGACCACCAUCUCGCACCCCUCUCACUCAAAGCUUUAUACUACUCAUAUUUCCAUUCAGGAACGAAUUGUCAGAUACCAAGCAACUAAAGCACAUAUAGUACUACAUUUAUCCUACACGACGGAGAAAGAAUGGCACCUCAAGUAAACGGCGAGACUCCCUCAUCUGUCUUCCUCGAUCAUCUCACAUCUUACCCUCUCAUCCACGACUCCAUCUCUACCUUCAAGUCUAACCCCUAUGGCCAAAGAUCCAUCAACCUGACUGCAACCUCUUACGAGAAGUUUGGCAAACCAUUCAUUCCAUACCUCCAAAAACCCUACCAAUAUGUUUCUCCUUACGUCGCGAAAGCCGACGAACUUGGCGACUCUACUCUAUCCACCAUUGAAUCGAAAUUCCCUGCGGUCAAGAAGCCUACCGGCGAACUCUAUAGCGAUGGAAAAUACUUUGUGUUCUAUCCGAUAACAAAAAGCAACGAGGGAAAGGAGUAUGUGUUGGGAAAAUACAAUAACGAGGUCAAGAAGACGGAAGAUCAGGGCUAUUUCGGCUACGGAAAGGCAGUCGUCAGCACAGGAUUGAUCGUAUCAAGUGAGGCCUUCCAAUGGCUGAGCCAAUUUCUAUCAGCCAAGAAGGCAGAGGCCAAGGAAGUAACCAACGAGAAGAUAAACAACUAG